This is a messenger RNA of Nerophis lumbriciformis (worm pipefish), 1187 nucleotides long. It is a transcript of the gene tmx2a, whose product is annotated as thioredoxin-related transmembrane protein 2a. Gene Ontology annotation, molecular function: disulfide oxidoreductase activity. Lineage: Eukaryota; Metazoa; Chordata; Actinopteri; Syngnathiformes; Syngnathidae. The record is from RefSeq and is a predicted model, not a curated record. Gene Ontology annotation, cellular component: membrane-bounded organelle. Gene Ontology annotation, biological process: brain development.
GUUGCGUCAUUUCCGGCGGUUGACUUUCCCACCGUCAGCUGUAUCACUCCGCCUCGGCCAGAAUGGGCUUAAUCACCGGGCUCUGCGCGUUCUUGUACCACCUGCCACAGAUCUACAAAUGGCUGCUGAGACCUUACUAUAUCACCUCCUUCUUCAUGACCAUCGCCUUCGUGGUGGUCCGCAAGGCUCCCGGCUUGUGCGAGCACCUCUCCACCCAGAGGGAGGACGGCAACUCAUGCGACUUCGACUGGAGAGAAGUCGAAAUUCUCAUGUUUCUGAGUGCCAUAGUGAUGAUGAAGAACAGAAGAGCAAUCACCUUGGAGCAGCACGUGGGCAACUUGUUCCUCUUCAGCAAAGUGGCUAACGUCAUCCUCUUCUUCAGGCUGGACAUCCGUCUCGGCAUCCUCUACCUGGCUUUGUGUGUGGCGUUCAUGAUGACAUGCAAGCCUCCUCUCUACAUGGGCCCAGAGUACAUCAAGUACUUCAGCGACAAGACCAUCGACGACGAGCUGCAGAGGGACAACCGCGUCACCUGGAUUGUGGAGUUCUACGCCAACUGGGCCUCCGAGUGCCAGUCCUUUGCUCCCGUCUUUGCUGACCUGUCACUCAAGUACAACUGUACUGGUCUCAGGUUCGGGAAGGUGGACAUCGGCCGUUACGGAGAGGUUUCACAAAGGUACAAAGUGAGCACGUCCCCUCUCUCCAAGCAGCUCCCCUCGCUGAUCCUCUUCCAAGGAGGUCAGGAGGUCAUGAGACGGCCAGCGGUGGACAGCAAAGGUCGAGCCGUGUCGUGGACCUUCAGCGAGGAGAACAUCAUCAGAGAGUUCGACCUGAACGAGUGCUUCCAGAAGUCCAAGAAGCUGAGUAAGAGUCGCGGUUUGAAGGAAGAACAACAAGCGGACAACUCCCGGCAAGAGGGGGCGGAGCCUGAGGAAAGUUCCGAGAGCAAGAAAGAGAAGUGAAACCACGCUUGUUUUUUUUUAUUUUCACCUCAGUGUUUUCUAAACAAACCCUAAUGUAGAAUGUAUCGGUUAUUAAUUUCAACUUUGUAUCAAUCAAGGGAAGUUUUAUUUAACUUUUUGUAUUUGUUGACUUGUGUGUAACAUGUUGUGUUAAAACCUGUCCAACUCAUGUUUACAAAUGUUCCCUUCAUUUAAACCCUAAUUAAAGUCUAAUCCAUUACACCA